AUUAUUAAUCUGAACUUGUUGUGAUACAGACAGCAAUUCAUCUAAGUUUAAAUAUAUAUUAAUUUGCUCAUCAUGGAUCUUUCUGGUAAAAAUGUAGUUUUCGUAGCCGGUUUAGGUGGAAUCGGGUUUGAGGCUUGUAAACAACUUAUGACCAGAAAUGUUGCUUAUUUAGCCGUAUUGGAUGUGAUGGAAAAUGCUAAAGCUGUUCAAUUCCUGCAAGCUAUGAAUCCUAAAACAAAAGUUAUUUAUAUGAAAUUUGAUGUCACUGACAAAACAUCGAUUAAAAACACAUUUAACCAACUCGUCAGCGUUAUGAAGUACAUUGAUGUGUUGGUAAACGGUGCUGGAGUCAUUGCGGACCGUAAUAUUGAACUCACCAUCAAUGUUAAUUUGAUUGGUCUUAUUAACACUACCAUGGAAGCACUUCCCUACAUGGACAAAACCCAAAAAGGUCGUGGCGGUGUUAUUUUAAAUAUAGCUUCGGUAUUAGGUUUGGAGCCAUGUUCGCCAAUUGCCGUCUACAGUGCAUCUAAGUUUGGUGUUGUUGGAUUUACACGUUCACUAUCGGAUCCUUAUUAUUAUAACCGUUCUGGAGUUGUAAUUACUGCACUUUGUCCUGGUCUUACUGAAAGUCCAAUGACUGCUAACCCUAAAAUUAGUGAUACAUUUGAAUAUUCAAAACCUUUAACUGACCAAAUAUUUUCUGCUCCACGUCAACCUGCUGCCAAGGCUGGAGAACAUCUGGUAAAAAUUAUUGAGAUGGCUCAAAACGGAACAAUGUGGAUAAGUGAUAAAAUGACAAUGACAAAGGUUGAGCCAAAACUUUUCUGGCAGCCUUAAACAAAAAUAUCUACAUUACAAAUUUAGAAACAAACCAAACAUUUUAAGAAAAACAUUAAUUAAUGUUAGAUAAAUAAAUUGUUUUCUAUGGGUAAAUUUCUAAAAA
Molecule: messenger RNA, 946 nt
Organism: Lucilia cuprina (Australian sheep blowfly)
Lineage: Eukaryota; Metazoa; Arthropoda; Insecta; Diptera; Calliphoridae
Product: alcohol dehydrogenase-like
Exons: 3
Coding region: 73-840 (255 amino acids)
Cellular component (GO): cytoplasm
Molecular function (GO): alcohol dehydrogenase (NAD+) activity
Source: RefSeq, a predicted model, not a curated record